This is a messenger RNA of Seriola dumerili (greater amberjack), 2673 nucleotides long. It is a transcript of the gene prg4b, whose product is annotated as proteoglycan 4-like. The record is from RefSeq and is a predicted model, not a curated record. The transcript is spliced from 15 exons. Lineage: Eukaryota; Metazoa; Chordata; Actinopteri; Carangiformes; Carangidae. The coding region runs from base 25 to 2454 and encodes 809 amino acids. Gene Ontology annotation, molecular function: polysaccharide binding; scavenger receptor activity. Gene Ontology annotation, biological process: immune response.
UCUGUCUGGCACAGAUGUGUGUUGAUGUGCUUCCAGCUGUUUGUGGGGACUCAUGAUGUCUGGACCUAUGGUCUGGACUGGAGGAUCCUCCCUGCAGCCUGUGAGAUCAUCACACUUUUAAUUAGACCGGAUCUGCCAAUUAAAGGGAAGUCAGCCGUGCUCCCUCAGCCUUUUAAAAGCCAGCCAGCGUCUAAACCUCAGCAGCAGACAGACAGGAGCUCAAACAAGUUUCAGAUAUACAUGAGGAUGUCUUCUCCUGUACUUUGUGCUGUUAUUUUGCUGGCUUGUGCCUUGUCCUUUAGUGCUGCUCAGACAAGCUGCAAAGGACGAUGUGGUGCUGAGUACUACAGGGGUUACAUGUGCCAGUGUGAUUAUACCUGCCUGUCUUAUGGAGAAUGCUGCAAAGACUAUGAAUCUCAGUGCACCACAAAAAACUCCUGUAAAGGUCGAUGUGGAGAAUCCUUCAAGAGAGGCCAGCUGUGCAGCUGCGACUCUGAUUGCAUAAAGUACAAGCAGUGUUGUCAGGAUUACACAAGCCACUGCGAUGCAGAGGUAAUUACUACAGAAGAAAUGAGUGGAGCAGCCAGUGCAACAGCACCAGUGAAGACUAGUUCAUGUGAUAAUGUAAAAGAUAACAAACCCAAAGAGUCGCCACUGAAUGUGGAGGAGACGUUCAGCGAGGGAAACAAUGCAGAUGACCAUUUAAGCCCACUGGACAACCCAACAUCAUAUCCACCUGAUGAUCCCAUUGAUGAUACGAACAGCCAGAUUGUUCCAGUUGAUGACCUGUCCAACAACGGACUAGAGGAUCCGGGGGCAAGUCCAAUCCCUGAGGGCACCAGUGGUUAUGGAUCACCUACAGUUGACCUGCUGGUUCAAGGUUCUUCUGAACCCACCCAGGAGCCAGACACUCUGGAGCUCAGUACAGACACAGUUACAGUCUUUUCUCAGACAGAGGCGACUCCCUCAGACAAUGAACCCACGCAGGCUGAUGACAGCCCCUCCACCCUUUACAUGACUAGUGGAGUAGCCCCCACUGAGAGCACAGAUGCCAGUGAUUCUGUCGACUCAACUAACGAAGGAACAACUCUCCCUCAGCCCACAACAGCAGCUGACGAUGACUCCAGCCCGACUGCCCCGACCUCAGCACCCCAAACAGGGCUUUCUCCUGCAGCCAGCACCCCAGAGCUGGAGAAAGAAGGGCAGGCAACAGAACAACACAAGGAUGACAUAUUUCCCGAGACACAGAACACAGACCCAACCGACGCCUCCUCUGAUAAUCCAGAAGUUACGACCCUACCCUCCAACACAGAUGAAUCUACAGGACUCACACAGGACUACACAGUCCUGGCAAUGUCUCAGGACACCACAACCACUGCCUCAUCAAUGCUGGACCUGACACCCAUCCCAGACGCAACCGCCUCAAACUCUGGACCAGAUGGUACUGUGAGCAACUCAGAGGAUCCCACAGCAGGCCCUCUCUCUGUUCUGGCUGACGCUACAGAUGAUGCUACACCACAAGCGACGACUGCCAAUCCAAUGGAAGUCACCUCAGACCCGAGCAAACACCAACCAUCUGAACCCACUUCAAAACCCCAGGACAAACCUGACCAGUACAAGCCACCGCCGACUAAACCAACUCUGGUUAAACCGAUCUCCAAACCCGAGACUAAGCCUCUGGACACUGCACAGACUCUGAACAUUGACAAUCCAAGGGACUACCAAGCAGAUGACAGUAACGAUACAAACCUGUGCAGUGGACGGCCAGUCAGCGCAGUCACCACACUCAGGAACGGGACAAUUGUGGUUUUCAGAGGGCACUACUUCUGGGUCCUGGACAGAAAUAGGAUGCCAGGUCCAGCUCAAGGCAUCACACAAGUGUGGGGCGUCCCUUCACCCAUCGACACAGUGUUCACUCGCUGCAACUGCCAGGGAAAAACAUACAUUUUCAGGGGAACCCAGUACUGGAGAUUUGAAAAUGCUGUUUUGGACCCUGGCUAUCCUAAAGUGAUUGAAAUGGGCUUUGAUGGGCUUCGGGGCCACAUCACAGCUGCUCUGUCUGUGCCUCAGUACCAGACGAGGAGAGAGUCCGUCUACUUCUUCAAGAGAGGGGGAUUGGUCCAGAAAUAUUCAUACCAGUUUGGCACCGGUCCAACAUGUGGCAGGAAACCCCAGCACACCAUUUACACAGUCCGCCACAGGAUGGUUCGACAAGCAGUGUCUCUUCUGGGCCCAACCAUUAACAUCCGGACGUCCUGGAGAGGUUUCCCCUCCACCGUCACAGCUGCUGUGUCCGUCCCCAACAGAGAACCAGAGGGAUACAAAUACUACGUCUUCUCUAGAUCCAAAUCCUACAACGUGAGGAUGGAUACUGAACGUCCUGUCAUUGCUGCUCCUAAAGCCAACACUUCACCUCAGGCCAACGACCUCUUCAAGUGCCCAAAGAAAGUCUAACUGAAUAGCAAUAGUUUAAAAAAAAAACUUGCCUUUCACAUCGUUUCUCUUACAUUUUUAAACUUUAUUACACUCUUCAUUAAAACACACAGCUUCAGCUUGGACCGUGAUUACAAAAGGUACUUUACAAGUACAUUAAAAACAUAAGCCAAACAAAUAAACUACAGGCUUCAGAACAAGGGAACAACUAUCAAGACUGAAUAAAGAAUCUGGACUCUC